This is a messenger RNA of Sesamum indicum (sesame), 740 nucleotides long. RefSeq names its product oleosin H1. Gene Ontology annotation, biological process: response to freezing; seed oilbody biogenesis; lipid storage. NCBI's taxonomy places the organism in Eukaryota, Viridiplantae, Streptophyta, Magnoliopsida, Lamiales, Pedaliaceae. Gene Ontology annotation, cellular component: monolayer-surrounded lipid storage body; membrane. The record is from RefSeq and is a predicted model, not a curated record.
AUUUAUACUCAAUUUCACAAUCGAGUUUCCACUUCUAGCUCAUUUCAUUUCCUCACGCUCCACCCUCCCAUGGCGGACCGCGACCGCCCACUCCCGCACCACAUCCAAGUCCACCACCCUCAACAGCAACACCGCUAUGAAGACAGCGUCAAAUCUCUCCUCCCUCAAAACGGGCCCUCCACCACCCAAGUCCUUGCUGUAAUCACCCUCCUCCCCAUAGGCGGCUCGCUCCUCGGCCUCGCUGGGAUCAUACUCGUCGGAACACUAAUCGGCCUCGCACUUGCCACCCCAGUUUUUGUGAUCUUCAGCCCGAUAUUGGUGCCGGCGGUGAUUCUAUUCGCCGCCGCAGUCACCGGAUUCUUGACUUCAGGUGCUUUUGGUCUCACCGGCCUUUCGUCGAUAUCAUGGCUUUUGAAUUCAUUCCGGCAGGCGACAGGACCUUUGGACUACACAAAGCGGCGGUUGCAGGAGGCGGCGGUUGCAGUGGGGGAUACGACGAAGCAAGCGGGUGAAACGAUUAAGGCAAAAGCUCAGGACGAAGGAAGAGAAGGUGGUGGUGGAAAGACUUGAAGAAGAAGCUCCAAGAUUCUGUUAACUAAAAAUACUAAUAAUAAUGCGGAUUUUUGUUUACUAUGAUCUACUUAUGUUAGUGUUUGGUUGUCUGUGUAUCUGUUGUGUGGUGCAGAAUUGAUGUGGAGGAAUAUUGUGUAAAAAUUGUAGAAUCAAUAAUUGUUGGUGUU